GCUUCUGAAGGAAAAGGGCUUGUGCUCCACUGUUCAAACUUGUCAGUCAGCUCAUGCCAGCACUCUCCACGGCUGCCUCCCCACCGCACCCUCAUUACAUGUGUCUGCUUCGGCUGAUCUGCUGAUCUGUUCAGAGACUCACCGGAUAAAAUGGAAGAAGCUGAACUGCUGAAGGAAAGAUUCCAGGCCAUAACAGACAAGAGAAAGCUUCAAGAAGAAAUCACACAGAAGCGUCUUAAAGUAGAGGAAGAAAAAUUAAAAUACCAGCAUUUGAAGAAAAAGGCCCUUCGGGAGAAAUGGCUCUUGGAUGGCCUGAGUGCUCUCACUCCAAAAGAGCAAGAAAAAAUGCAAAAGCACAAUAGAGAAGACCAGGAACGGACCAAUGACCUGGAAAAAAGCAUCUUCAGACUUGAGAAAGAAAUUGAAGCUCUGGAAAAAGAAGAGAUGAAAAUCUCAGUUAAUGAACAGGAAAUUUUAAAGAAGCUUAAAUCAGUUGAGAGAACAGCAGAAGAUAUCUUAAAGUCUGUGAAGGCAGCUAAAGCAGAAAUUCAAGAAGAGGCAGUGGACUACAUAUAUACCAAUAUACCUGACCUUCCAAAAUCUUUCAGACCUUCUGCACUGAAAAGGGCAGGACAUGCAGGAACUGAAGAUGAGGAGGAAAACAGAAGAGCAUUGUUUGCCAUGGAAAUUAAAGUUGAGAAAAACAUGAAGACUGGGGAAAGCACAGUUUUGUCUACCAUACCUCUUCCAUCUGAUGAGUUUAAAAGUACAGGAGUAAAAGUCUAUGAUGAUGGUAGGAAAUCAGUCUAUGCAACAUGCUCCAAUGGCAGUUUAACACACAAUGGCAUAGAUGAGCUUGCACCUGUUGAGGUGGAAGAUCUUUUAAGAAAAGCAACUGAAAAAAAUGCUAAAUCUCCUACAGAGUAUCAUGAGCCUGUGUAUGCAAACCAGUUUUAUAGGCCAACAACUCCCCAGAAAGACAAAUUAGUUCCUGGACCAAAUUUGGAAGACACUGUUAAAAAAGAAACUAAUGUACUUGGCAAUCACCAAAAUGAAUCUUUCUAUAACAAAGGCAACAGGCAACACAAUGAAGAAAAUGGUUUUGAUCUUCCCAAAUUAACACUUCCAAAGUCUCCCUCUCCAGGGUCUCAGCAAAAAGAGGGAAAGGUACACAUUAGUCCAAAACCCAGGAUAAUACAUAAUGAUGAAAGAGGAGUUCUACAAAAGGAUUUGGAAGCCUAUCAGAAGACAAGAGAGAGUCAUUGUGAGGCAAUGUUUAUGAACUCAGAGAAUAUCAGUGAAAAGUCUCCUGUCACUCAGGAUGCUGAUGAAGAUGUUAGGUACAGCAUUGUUCAAGCUGUGCCAUGUUAUGUGGAUGAUACAGAACCUGUUACAAUGAUUUUCAUGGGUUAUCAGCAUGUAGAUGAUGAAGAAGCAGCAACAGCAGCAGCAAACAAAAACUUGUCCAGAUAUGAUGGAAUUAUCCAUGCGGAACUGGUUGUCAUUGAUGAUGAUGAUGAAGAAGAAGGAGGAGACGGUAAAUCUGAGAGACCAUCAUAUCAUCCUGUAGGCCAUUACAGUCAAGUUUACCAGCCACCCAACAAACAAAUAGCAGAAGUUCCACAGAGGAUCCCAGAGGGUGGAAACAUCAAUAAAUCAUCCCACAAAAAUUCCAUAUCACUGCAAGAACAAGAGGAAAGUUUGAGCUCUCCUAUGUACCAUACUCAUCUCAGUGGCCAGCUAUCUGGAGAUGGUACAGAGGAUCCCUCAUUAACAGCUCUGAGGAUGAGAAUGGCAAAGCUGGGGAAAAAGGUGAUUUAACAGUUGGAGUGACAUGGAACUAAAAUUUAGGCUUUGUUAAUCAAAAGAGAAUAAAGUUAAGGACUUCCUUUUCAGCUGUUUUUUCUGGACUUUAACAUUUACAUUUUAGAAUAAGCAAAACAUUAAUUACAUAUUACACAUAUGCAACUCUGUCCCUCUGCAGAGAUCCAGUGACUUCACUAGGAUUCUCCCCAGACAUAGCGGGGCAUAUGCAUAGAUAAACAGCGCAACUCAAACCCUGGAGUCCUUACACCUAAAUAAAACUACUAAUGACGUCAAUAGGAAAUUUGCCCACAUAAGAACCUGUCAACUUUGGCCCUAAACAAGCACACGCGCACACACACACACACACACACACACAAAAGAAUAACAGUUGCCAUGGAGUACAGCACUGAACCAAUUAAACACCCCUUGAGGAAAUUGUAGUAUUCAAUUUUCAAGGACACGUGCACACACUUGAAAGUGAACCAACCUAAUUGAAGAUGCUAUUCAAUGUAUUUCUAGUGAAAGUUUAUUAAGUUAUGUUAAAAAAGCAGCUAUUUAAAGUAGAAAUAUGAUGGAAUGUAAAUAUGCAGAGAUUCCCAUAGCAUAAAUGGAAGUAGCACUACUGGACUCCGAUGGAUUGGUAGCAACUGACAACAGCUGAGGACUUGGCUCAAAAAAUGUUUUCAUCAAUAAUUACAAUUCAGACUGUAGCUGCCUAUCAGGAGGCUCUCUCAAGCCAGCUGCAACCCAGCAGGGAUGUAAAAGCAAAUCCAAAUUCUCUCUCAUGAGGUGGUAACUGUCUGUCACUGUGCCGGCUGCGGGUGGGCAUUCCAUAGCUGUACUCCUACACAGCCAGUGAGCAGGCAACAGCUAGUGCUGAAUCUGGUGCUAGACUUAGGUGCAACUCACACAAAAGCACCCUGUUGUGCUUGGCAAGCGUGAGUCUGGUUAUUUAGCUCCCCUGCUGCCCCCCAUCCAGUGAGCUGUCAUCAUACCCGACACAGACGCCUUCUGAGAUACACACAGGCGUUUUUUAACAUGUAGGGCUGCAAAAUCUCAAAUGUUAGAACUUGGGCAAAUGCAGGAAAAUGGACAAAUAAAACUGAAUAAAGUUUAAACUGUUGGGUGGCAGUUUUUUCCACUUGGAAGGAGAGAGAAAACAAUGCAUCCUUAGUAAUCUCACAUUGUCAUAUUACUUUGCUUUUCCCUUUUGUCCGUCUUCUCCUUCUAAUCUGACCACCCUGUUCUUUAGUACCACAUUUGCUCUCUCUCAGGCAUUUCCACCCUAAGAAGAUGGAGUCCCUUCCUUUCUCUGUAUAUUAAGUAGUGUAGUUUAAGUAUUUUUCCCCACAAUGUAAGGAAACCGCUCAAGUAUUAAUGCCCAAUUUAAAUAUAUUUCUGACCUGAUCCAGAAGUCAGUCAACAUAAACAUUAUACCACGCAUUUCUCAUGAAUUCAAGCAAUGCCCUAAUCUCAGGCUGCCUGUGCUGCCACAGCUGCGGGAAAUAUGCUGCCCCCACACCCUCAAUACCUGUGGCCAGACUAUCAUUAGCAAAACAAUCACAAGCAUUAAUUUUUCAGUGGUAGUAUAGUUUUUACAGUGACUUAUCUCAGUGCAUCACUAAACUGAAGGGCACUGGGAGGGAAGCAUUAAAAGACGACUGGGAUUUUCCUUGCUACACCACCACUAAAUAAAGACUUUUGGAACAUAACCCUAGUGAAGUCGUACAAGUGAAAAUAUAAACUCUGUAAACCAAUCGCAGUCAGUUCAACCAUGACCUCUCAAGUAAAGACCCAGUUUCACUAUGUAUAUCUGUGAAAUACAUUCAAUUUAUUCACCCAAUUAUCUAAUAUUUUGAUAUUAUAAGCAGCUUCUUUAGGCCAAUUUCUUUUUAUUGACUGUCUUUUGUAAAUAAUCUCCCACACCUAGGCCCCCACAUUUACAGUUCUAAAAAUUGAAGAGGGAGAAACAAAACCAAAACCCCAACCACCUGGACUUCAUGUUAUUUGAACAAGAGCGCCACAUAGUAUCACAAAAGCUGAAGUGAGCAGGAAAGAGGACAAAACAACUUUGUCCACUUAUGUAUCUCUGAUAGUUUCAAAUCCUAGGAAGAAGAGGAAAUAUGGAGUAAAUUUUAAAUACAUUUUCUCCAGCUGGUACUUUUUGACAAGAACAAAAAAGGUAGCAACAAUGCAGGAAGUCACAGUGACUGGGAGGAAGAAAUCUUUUUCUUAAAGUGCACUGUACAAGCUACCACUGCAUAUAAUUUUAAAUUAAAGUUCUGUUAAACAGUUUUCAUAGUCAAGAGAAUUGACAGUCUCCAGCACCUUUAUAGCAUCACUUGUGGGUAUUUUCACCACUUCAUUUUUCCUCUAAAGUAGAUCAGGGUGAAACACUGCUUCAGCAAAAGGAGUUUUGCAUUAAGGAGCAAACUCUGGUCCUAUUGACUUCAUUGGGAACAAGAUUUGGCCCAGGAGUGAGUUUACACUGCACCUCGGAAUCCUUUGUUUCCUCUUUGGGAAUAUUGGAGGGUGACAGAACUUCAACAUAACAGAUUACAGAAGAAAUGACUUCUAACUGAAGCCCUGAUCCUUAAACCCUAACUCAUGGGAACAGUUCUGUUAACAUCAAUCACACAAUGUAAGUGGAACCAGAAUAUGGUUUUAAAGGAGAAAUGCAUUACCAGAAUGAAACUAUUCUAGUGAUUAAUUACAUCUUGUGUCAUAAUGAGUUGGAAGGAAGGGGUUCUGCUCACCUCACUGGAGCAGUCCCACUGAAAUCAAUCGGAUUUCAAACAGGAGUACGGAAGCAGGAUUUGAUGCUGGUAGUAAAGUAAUAUAAUAUAUUAAACAUGAAAUGAUGGCAUGGAGGAAGUCAAAAAUCAGUAUGCCUAAUUCUAUGCUCCCUUACACAAGCAAAAUUCCCCUGGACUUCAGCUGGGAGUUUUGAUUGUGUCAUGAUCAAAUCAGUCCCACAGAAUUAGUAAUUUUGAUUGAAUGUAUUUUAAUAGCAAGAUAUAGCCUUAAAGAUACAGACCAACAAUAAUUCACCCACCUUCAUUUAAAGCUAGAUUACCAAAUGACUCAGAAGGAAUAGUAGUAGCUCUCAAUGGCUCUGGAAAUAAACCUGCUGCCAGUGCCAUCUGUUCUGCUGCUGCCAUGGGAUGGUCCAUCAGUCUUUAAACAGAGUUAUAAAAGAGGAAAGGGGGGCAAGCUCCAGAAAACAUACCUGAGCAGUGUUUUGUACUCCUAUUUAUGCUGAGCCUGGUCCAACACCCAUUGUCAUUAAUUCAAAAACUACUGUCUUCACUGGGUGUUGGUCAGGCCCAUUGUGCAGAGACUUUAAAUGAGGAGCACCCAGCAAUAACUGUUAGCAGAUUGAUCCAGUUAUUUUUCCCCCCCCUCUUUUGAGACUAGCAGGUUAGUCUCACUAUCAUCAUCUGGGAAGGUGACAUGAGCAGCAAUCCCUGGAAGCCCUUUUGGGAAAAGCCAGUAGUGCAAGAGAUUAAU
Messenger RNA from Chelonoidis abingdonii (Abingdon island giant tortoise), 5316 nucleotides. It is a transcript of the gene PALMD, whose product is annotated as palmdelphin. The record is from RefSeq and is a predicted model, not a curated record. Gene Ontology annotation, biological process: regulation of cell shape. NCBI's taxonomy places the organism in Eukaryota, Metazoa, Chordata, Testudines, Testudinidae. Gene Ontology annotation, cellular component: cytoplasm; membrane.